Puntigrus tetrazona (Sumatra barb) is the source of this 3865-nucleotide messenger RNA. RefSeq names its product dynein axonemal intermediate chain 1-like. Gene Ontology annotation, cellular component: outer dynein arm. The record is from RefSeq and is a predicted model, not a curated record. Gene Ontology annotation, biological process: outer dynein arm assembly; cilium movement. Gene Ontology annotation, molecular function: dynein heavy chain binding; dynein light chain binding. Lineage: Eukaryota; Metazoa; Chordata; Actinopteri; Cypriniformes; Cyprinidae.
AACACACUCGCAGUGCUGAGGAAAGAGCGGUUGUUUUAUCUAUUUAGUUUUAUCUUAUCAAUACAAACUUAUUUUAAGCUUACAUACCGAUAAAUUUGAAUUAUUUACCACUUAUUUAAAAGCAAAAAAAUGUCAGUUCCUCACAAAGUUGGGACAUUGAAAUCUAAACAGGCACCUAAUAUUAACAGCCACCAAAAGGCAGCUGUGGCAAAGGGUGUCAAAGCCAUUGGAAAGAAGAAGGAUGAGGAGGAAGGGCAAGACACGGCUGAAGGAGAGGAAUGGAUGCAGGGGAAAACUCUCGUGAAGCCUCCAGACCAGCUGGACUUAACUGAAGCAGAGCUGAAUGAAGAGAUUACCCGAGUACUAAAAGCAAGCAAUCCAAAUGCUCCACAAAACGUUGUCAGAUACAGUUUCAAAGAGGGCUGCUAUAAACCAAUUGUCUUUGUGGAUCAGAUGGCUAUUCACUUUGAACUAGAAGGGAAUCUUGUGCACAAAGAAUCUGAUGAAGGUCGGAGAUUGAUGGCUAAACAAGCUGAAGUGGAUGACGGCGGAGGAGAUGAGAGGCCAGAUAAUGUGGCCAUCAAAGCUGGCAAGAGAGAGCAGAAACUCACCAACCAAUUCAACUUUAACGAGAGAGCUUCUCAGACGCUAAACAAUGCUCCAAGAGACAUGAGUUGUCAAACUGAGCCUCCUCCUCGUGCAAACUUCUCAGCUACAGCCAAUCAGUGGGAGAUUUAUGACUUUUACACAGAGGAGCUUCAAAGGCGGGAGAAAAGUAAAGAGAAGCACGAAGGCCAGUUCCUAAUUAAGGAGGAGGACAAGAGCAAGAAAAAGAUGAUUCAAGCUGAGACUCAGAAUGAUGACAUAUCCCAAUUAGCCAAGGCGGUCAAGAUCAUUGAGCGUAUGGCGAAUCAAAAUAUAUUUGAUGAUAUUGCUCAAGAUUUCAUGUACUUUGAUGAUGCAUCCGAUGAAUUCAGAGGAGAGAAGGGCACUCUUCUCCCUCUAUGGACAUUUCAGUAUGAUAAUGCCAAAAGUCUGUCUGUGACUGCCCUCUGCUGGAAUCACAAAUACAAUGAUUUGUUUGCUGUCGGUCUGGGUUCUAAUGAAUUUACUCAGCAAGGAGGUGGCAUGCUUGUCUUCUACACCUUAAAAAACCCAAGUUACCCAGAAUUCAUCUUUAACACAACAUCAGGAGUAAUGUGUUUAGACAUCCAUGAACGUCUGUCUUACCUGGUGGCUGUGGGAUUAUAUGACGGCUGUGUCGCAGUGUACAACCUGAAGAAAACUGAUCAACCUAUUUACAACAGCAGAGCCAGCGCAGGCAAACACACAAGUCCUGUGAUGCAGGUGAAGUGGCAGAAAGAUGAUUUGGACAGUAAUCAUAACUUCAUUUCAGUGGCUGCUGAUGGACGAGUGGUGUCUUGGACUUUGGUAAAGCAUGAACUGGUCUUCACAGACAUAAUCAAGCUCCCAGUCAUUGACACGAUUCCGGAUGACUUGAAGGAUGUCAUUCCUACAGUUGGAACAUCUUUGGACUUCCACAAACAAAAGGACUACAGUUUUCUUGUUGGCACUGAACAUGGAAAGAUUCACAAGGGCUCCAAAUACUAUUCUAGCAAAUUCCUGGAAAAAUAUGAUGCCCACUUCAUGAAUGUCACUCGUGUGAGGUGGAAUCCCUUCCAUCCUGAUGUCUUCAUCUCCUGUGGCUGGGACUGGAUGGUCAAAAUUUGGGAUCAAACUAUGAAGUCUCCUCUGUUCACCUUUGAGCUGAAAACUGCAGUGACAGAUGUGGCCUGGGCUCCAUACUCCUCUACUAUCUUUGCCGCUGUCACCACUGAUGGAAAGGUCCAUGUGUUCGACCUCAGCAUUAACAAAUAUGAGGCUCUCUGCCAGCAAAAAGUGGUGUCCAAGAAGACCAAGCUCUUGCACAUUGAAUUCAACCCUGUCCAUCCCAUCAUCAUCGUGGGCGAUGACCGCGGCCAUGUCACUAGCCUCAAGCUCUCUCCCAACCUCCGCAAGAAGCCUAAGGAGAAGAAGGGUCAGGACUUGCCGAAGGGGCCGGAGGUGGAAAUAGCAAAGAUGGAGCAACUGUUGAGCUCACUGAGAUAGCCUGGGAACAAUCAGAAGAACUCAGGAACAGUAAGACCAGGACGAAUGCAAAUACUACAAAUUCAUUACAAACAACUUAAAAUAUACAGUCAAAUUAAAUUAAAUAAAAUUGCAUCUAAUGGAUUUAAUCAUGUAACAGCAAACAGAAACUUUUAAGGAAAGAAGACUAGGAAAAUAAGUCUUGAAAUAUCCUGAAUGCACAAGUAUUAACACCCCUCAGCUAAUAUUUGGUUGAAAUGCCACUUUGUGCCAAUAUGGUCUGGUAUUUGACACUAUCCACGAUUGUCUUUAUCUUUACUAUUGCCCCAGUCCCAGCUGAAGAGAAGCAGCCCUAUAGAAUGAUACUGACCCAAGCUUGCUUCAUUGUGAGUUAGAGCUGUACGAUUCUGGAUAAACUGAGUAUGCUGUUUUUUUGGUUUUUUUAAAUAGAGAUCAUGAUUUUAUAACGAUUCUAAACGUAAAAUAAAAGUAACAUUUAUAAUAUCCUCAUUCUAUUCAAAAAUGUUUAAUUCAUUUGAAUGAAUUAUAAAAAGGUUUGAAUGAAUGAUUAAAUUACAACAUUUUUGUCAGUUGCCUAAAACAAUGUAAUCAACAUUGUAAUCAGUAAGCGUUAUUUGAAGCAAAAAUUACUUUCAAAAGAUGAUUGACUUCAUUUUGAUCGCUGUCAUAGACAUGAGUGUUAUUAUCCGAACUAUAAACGUCUAUCCCAGUGCCCAGUGUAAUAGACCAAUCUUUGUGUGCAGUCUGCAGUUUUUGUGCCAAACACACAUUGUAAAAUCAUGACCAAAAAGUUCAGUUUGGUUUUGCUGGAACAUUAAACAUUAUGCCUCAUUAUUGUCAUUAUGCCAGAUGCUUUACAGAAUACAGAAUAUCGCUGUCACAUGCAACAAGUGAUCAGUACUUGCCAAAUAUUCUUGCAGCUCCUUUAAUGCUACUUUAGUUCUCUUGGCAGUCUCCUUAAUAACUUUUCAUCUUGUUUUUAACAACAGGUGACUUUGUGUUUCUUUUGCCGUGUCGCAUUGUGGCACCCCAUUGUCUCCACUUGUUGAUGUUUGCCUUUACCAUAUUCCAGGGCACAUCUAAUAUGUGAAAUAAGGUAGCUCAUUUAUAAGAUGUUCAAAAAAAGACCAAGAUUUGUAUGGAUAUUUCAACGUAUUUAUUAAAUGUUCAUAAUCUACUUUAACUACUAUUUAAUUUUCUCUGAUAUUCUCAAGAAAAGAUGCUGUUAAUAGUGCACCGGUCCCUCUGGCCCAUUGCACAAGCAAACAACCACAAUAAAACAUGCACUUCUUAUUAAAAUUUCUCUUUCAGACACAAAGCAGGACAAUUCAUUAUUAAAAUCUAAUUCUUGCACUAGAGCGUUUAUUUGUUUUUGUGCUAAUUAGCAUAACACUGAUUGCUAGCUGGUUGGCUGCAGGUGUGGGGUUUCACUGACAUUGCCAGGCACUACUGAAUGACUCUAAAGAGGCGACUGAGAGUCUCUUUACCUUUACAUAAAACCCUCAGGCAGAGUGGUAUAGUAUAAGAGAGCUCAGGUACAGUCCAGCAGCCCACGCUCAGCCAACUCACUCCUCAUCCUCGAGUGUUUUUACAUGACGCCUCACUUACGCAUGCCUCUAUGAAUAGCAUAAAACAUCUAUGAAAUCAUGUUUUAAUUCAUGACAAACCGUGUCAUCCAAUCCGCGAUUGAUCGCUGCAGGCAGUACAAAAUAUACCCAAGCGUUCCAUCUCCAAGUUUUUUUUUUUUCCCCUCACG